Messenger RNA from Helianthus annuus (common sunflower), 534 nucleotides. RefSeq lists its product as uncharacterized. The record is from RefSeq and is a predicted model, not a curated record. Lineage: Eukaryota; Viridiplantae; Streptophyta; Magnoliopsida; Asterales; Asteraceae. Bases 1 to 534 code for a protein of 177 amino acids. The transcript has a single exon.
AUGUCAGACAACGAGACAACUCCGACAACUCCUGCCACACCCUCGAAGCCAACCCCACCUCCUCUCCAUCCCGUUUAUUCGGUUACCAACAUUCAGCAAAAGGUUCGAGUUCUUGAUGGUGUAAAAGUUUCAUACACCUCCUGGGUUCGCCUCUUUCAGCUUCAUGCUCGCGGCUAUCGGGUUCUUGCUCACAUUGACGGCACGCCGUCACCCGGAGAAAAAGAUCCUACGUAUGCUUCAUGGCAGGAAAUUGAUUCAAUUGUGCUUCAGUGGAUCUACGGAUCUAUUUCGGAUGAUUUACUUGGACGCGUUCUCACUGCUGAAUCCACGGCUCGUCAAGCUUGGAUCCGGAUUCAGAACAUAUUUCACAACAACAAGGGCGCUCGUAUCGCUGCUCUUGAGCACGAGUUCGCUAAUAUUACUCUCAAGUCCCAACCUUCAUUGGAGGCGUAUUUUCAGCGUCUACGCGAACUCGCCGACCAGCUUAAUGAUCUUCUUGACGUUCCUAUUGAUGACAAGCGGCUUGUCCUGUAG